GGAAGGGGAGGGGUUUCCAACGUAGACCCACUGAACAUCCUGCAAACAUCAGAUUCGGAAACAAACUCCACUUUACCCUUGUGCGUAUUGUUUUCUGCAGUUCGGCAAUUACACUUUGUCCGUUUCUGCAGCAGGCUAUUAUUCCCUUAAACCUUGUCCUGGUGCUUGACCGUUACAGCGAUGUUAACUGAACUUUACAGUAGCCAGGUCAACUUUUGAGCUGCGUAUCUAAGCGCCCCAACGGUUCUUUUGGACUUUCUGUUAUGUUCGAACUCUUGGAUACAUCCGGGAUGGAGUUCGCGUAGGCUCUGCGUGGCGGGCCGAGAGGAGGUUUAAUGUCAGCAAUAUGGAUUUCAAGAAGACUACGUAUGGAAGGUUCAUGAAUGGCCGGGUACCCUCCAGUAAAAGAUACCAGCCGACAGAGUAUGAACAUGCUGCUAACUGCGCCACACAUGGGUUUUGGAUCCUCCCUAGCCUGAUGGGCGGGUCAGUCCUCUACUUCCUGUCUGUGGACCAAUGGCAUUGCGCCGCUGCUUGGCUGUACGGGGCGGGGCUUACUGGCCUGUUUGUCACCUCAACACUGUUUCACACUGUCGCCUGGAAGAUCAGCCAUCUCCGGAGGGUGGAACAGCGCUUUCACAUGUGUGACAGAAUGGCGAUCUACUUCUUCGUUGCUGCCUCGUAUUCUCCAUGGUUGAUGCUGAGAGAGUUGGGCCCCUGGGCCGUGCACAUGCGCUGGCUGGUCUGGCUCAUGGCGGGCGUCGGCUCCACAUAUGUGUUCUUCUUCCAUGAGAGGUAUAAACUGAUAGAGUUGCUAGGAUACAUUGCCAUGGGGGCUGUCCCUGCACUGGUCAUUCUGUCAAUGGUGGACCGCACAGGUCUCUGCGAGCUGGCUGUGGGCGGAGUGUUCUAUGUGGUGGGCGUGGUCUUCUUUAAGAGUGAUGGCCUAAUCCCAUUCGCCCAUGCCAUUUGGCACUUGUUUGUUGCUAUGGGAGCAGCUGCCCACUACUAUGCUAUCUGGAGGUACCUAUACUCACCUGGCCCCGCUGUGCAGACGUCCAGGUGACUGUCCCCCCGGACCACAGCCAAACUCAACCUAGACCACAGCCACACUCAACCUAGACCACAGACAGUACAUGAAAUAGAGUUAAAUAUACUAAAUAGACCACAUUAUGAAUACUAUACAAAGACUACAGUUAAAUGGACUGUGGUCGGACUGCUAACAACUGCUAACAACUGCUGCUACACACGGCACAUUGCUGUGUUCAUUUAACACCAGGACGACCAGUGUCUGGAGGUCCAGCCCGCGAGAGGCUCUAUACUCGACGGGGAACAUGAACACUCCUGGUCUUAUAUAAACCCCUUGCAAUGUGUUGUGGAGUGAUCAUCUUACGAUGCUAAGAGCUACACGAUAAUGACAACUAAAUUGUAGUUGUGACAGAAAAUACAGUAAUGGAGCACAGAGUAAGUGUGAUAUGCACAUCAUCUCUUACUGAGCACCCCCCAGACAGAGCACCCCCCCCAGACAGAGCACCCCCCCCCAGACAGAG
This is a messenger RNA of Osmerus eperlanus (European smelt), 1550 nucleotides long. RefSeq names its product monocyte to macrophage differentiation-associated 2a (gene mmd2a). The record is from RefSeq and is a predicted model, not a curated record. Gene Ontology annotation, cellular component: membrane. Lineage: Eukaryota; Metazoa; Chordata; Actinopteri; Osmeriformes; Osmeridae. The transcript has 7 exons. Bases 347 to 1066 code for a protein of 239 amino acids. Gene Ontology annotation, molecular function: pore-forming activity.